AUGCCGUCCUCAAAGCGCACGGACAGUCCCGCGCCCAAGGUCCCCAGCCGGCCCAAGGAGGCUUCGGCGCCGGCCUUGGGCAAAGCCGUGCGGAAGCUGACGCGCCCAACCGGGGAGUUCUACGGGAACAUUGGCACCGGGUUUUGGACCUUCUUCAUCCCAGUGGCCAUCUACUACUUCUACGGCAUCAUGGUGAUGCACUCGGGCCGCCUGGUGGUCCCAGGGCCCAGCUUUUGGUACGACCUGGUCUACACCCUGCCGGAUGGCCUUUCGAUCCGUCCCUGCUGGGGUCCGACAGUGGUGUCUCUGACCUGGGUGUGCUGCCAGGCACUCGCCGAGAUCGUCCUGCCCGGCAAAGUGAAGGAGGGUGUGAUGCUGAAGAGCGGCCGCAAGUUGCUCUACCCCAUGAAUGGCCUGCUUACCUUUUUCCUCAGCCACGUGGCGCUCUUUCUGCUCUGCAAGUAUGAGGUACUGACGCCCUACUACGUCUUCUUGAACAUGGGCGCGCUACUCACGGAGGCCGUCAUUACCAGCUAUGUCAUGGCCCUUUGGCUGUACGUCGACUUCGGCAUUUUCUGGGAGCGCCAUGUGGACGAUCCAGAAUUUGAAGAGGAUCAUGGCGUCUUCGACUGUCAGGACUUCUUUAACGACUUCUUCAUGGGCGUUGUGCGAAACCCUCGCCUGUUUCAUGGCAUUUUGAAGGUGCCCUUUGAUCUGAAGAGGUUUUGGAACGCGCGCCCCGGACUGACCGGCUGGGUGAUCUUGAACAUCUCCUACUUGGCAAGCAUGUACUACGGGUGCGCGCUCCCAACGGACAACGUCUACGGAGUCAACGAUUCGCUUUUCUUUGGUGUCCACGAGGCAAAGUCAGCGAUGCUGCAGCGAGCCUUUGCCGACAAGGAUCCGGCCAGCUUUUGCCAGGAAGAAGGCUCCAUCUCCAACAUUGGCCUGGCCGCGGUGUUCAUCACUCUUGCGCACUGGUAUUACAUUUUCGACUACAACUUGGUUGAGCCUGCCUACCUCACCACCACGGACAUCCGUCACGAUCUUUUCGGCUUCAUGCUCACCUACGGGGACUGGGGCUUUCUCAGCCGCUUCUAUCCCAUCUCUUUCAUGGGCUUCCUUGCGGUGCAGAAGAGCGCAAAUGGAUACAUCGUCAACAACCAUGUCUUUGCCAUCAUUGGUGUUUGCAUGUACCUCUUCGGCAUGUUCAUGUUCCGCGUCACCAACAUUGAGAAGCAUUUGUUCCGUGAUCACAUGAACAACGGCGGCACUGUGGACAAGUACCGCUCCCCAUGGAGUACCCGAAUUGUGUUUGGCGACAAGAAGCCGGAAUACAUCUUGACCAAGGAGGGUUCAAUGCUUCUUACAUCAGGCUAUUGGGGGCUUGCUCGGCACUUCAACUACAUCGGCGACUUGACCAUGUGCAUCGGGUGGGCCAUUGCCUGCUAUGACCCAUCCUCACCAUUCCCGUUCUUGCCCAUCGGAUACUGCAUCUACUUCUGGCUCAUGGACUGCCAUCGCUGCUGGCGGGACGAAGUGCGCUGCUCCAAGAAGUAUGGACGAGACUGGGAGCGGUACAAGAAAGCCGUGCCCUACUACAUUUUCCCCGGCAUUUGGUGA
Molecule: messenger RNA, 1623 nt
Organism: Effrenium voratum
Lineage: Eukaryota; Dinophyceae; Suessiales; Symbiodiniaceae
Source: the annotation of a GenBank genome assembly